CAAGUGCUGCAGAAGUUGCUGCGUCUUCUGCUGCUAGUAGAGCAAGUUCUAGGUCUGCAAGUGCUGUAGCAGUUGCUGCAGCUUCUGCUCCUGUUAACUCAUGGUCAAGUUCAUCAAGUGCUGCAGCAGUUCCUACGUUUUCUGCUGCUGGUAGCUCAAGAUCAAGGUCAUCAAAUGCUGCAGCAGGUGAGUCUUCUGCUGUGGGUAGUUCAAGUUCAAGUUCAACCUCUUCAGAUGAUGCAUCAAAUUCUGGAAGUUCAGAUUCACGAAAUUCGGGUACUUCGUCCAAUUCUGGAAGUUCAGGUUCAAGCAAUUCGGGUGCUUCAUCCAAUUCUAGAAGUUCAGGUUCUACCAAAUCGAUUGCUUCAUCAAUCGCUGUUGCUUUAUCUGCUGCUCACAGUACAGCCGUUGGAGCUCAGACAGAACCAGUAGCUGUUAUUUUGACUGGAGCUAGAUCAGCGGCCGCUUCUCAAUCAUCUGUGGCAUCUAGUGUAUCUGGAUGUUCCUCGAAACAAUGUUCUGCUGGUAAAGCAAUAUCAACUGGAAGCCAAACAGUAGUUGACGUAGCUCCACAAAUAACUAAUGCUGGAUCACCACAAACGGUAGCAGUAAUGUCAAGCAACAGCGGUAGUAGUGAUAGCGGGAGCGAUGAUACCAAUGAUAGUAACAGCAGUGACAGCGAUAGUAAUGGAAGCAACUCUAGCAAUGGUAGCGACGACAGUAAUAGUAGUGACGACAGCGAUAGUAGUGACGACAGUAAAGGGAGUAACUCUAGCAAUGGUAGUGACGACAGCGAUAGUAGUGACAGCAGUAACAGUGAUAGCAGCAAUAGCAGCGACGACAGCAAUAGUAGUGACAGCAGUAACAGUGAUAGCAGCAAUAGUAGCGACGACAGCGAUAGUAGUGACAGCAGUAACAGUGAUGACAGCAAUAGUAGCGACGACAGCGGUAGUAGUGACGACUCUUCCGACGACAGUGAUAAUAAUGGAAAUGGCAGCUCAUCAAGUAAACCUGGGUCAUCUUCCGUAGCAUCACCUGAGGCCGAACCAAGACCAUGUGGAACUCAAGGAAAGGGAAAUUGUAAUAGCAACAGCAGACAUAACAACAAAAGUGAUCGUAGUACCAGCGAUAGCAAUGGUAGCGACGACAGUAAUAGCGGUGAUGACAGCAAUAGUAGUGAUAGCAGUAACAGUGAUGACAGCAAUAGUAGCGAUAACAGUAAUGGAAGCAGCUCUAGCAAUGGUAGCGACGACAGCGAUAGUAGUGACGAUAAUUCCGGCAGCAGCGAUGACGAUGACAGCAGUGAUGAUAGCGGAAAUGGCAACUCAUCAAAUAAAUCUGGAUCCUCUUCCGUAGCAUCCCCUGAGGCCGAACCAAGACCAUGUGGAACUCAAGGAAAGGGCAAUUGUAAUAGCAAAAGUAGACAUAGCAACAAAAGUGAUCGUAGUAGCAGCGAUGGUAAUGGUAGCGAUGACAGUAAUAGCAGUGACGACAGCAAUAGUAGUGAUAGCAGUAACAGUGACAGCAAUAGUAGUGAUAACAGUAAUGGAAGUAACUCUAAAAAUGGUAGGGAUGACAGCGAUAGUAGUGACGACAGUAAUGGAAGUAACUCUAGCAAUGGUAGUGACGACAGCGAUAGUAGUGACAGCAGUAGCAGUGAUGACAGCGAUAGUAGUGACAGCAGUAGCAGUGAUGACAGCGAUAGUAGUGAUGACAGUAAUGGAAGUAACUCCAGCAAUGGUAGCGACGACAGCAAUAAUAGUGAUGACGAUUCUUCCGACAACAGUGAUGAUAACGGAAAAUCAUCAAGAACUCAAGGAAGAUCGAAAAGCAAUAGUGAUAGUAGUAGCGACGACAGCGAUAGUAGUAGCGACGACAGCGAUAGUAGUGACAGCAGUAACAGUGAUGACAGCAAUAGUAGUGAUAGCAGUAAUGGAAGCGACUCUAGCAAUGGUAGCGACGACAGUAAUAGCAGUGACGAAAGCGAUAGUAGUGACGACAGUAAUGGAAGUAACUCUAGCAAUGGUAGUGACGACAGUGAUAGUAGUGACGACUCUUCCAACAGCAGUAAUGACGAUGACAGCAGUGAUGAUAACGGUAAUGGCAGCUCAUCAAGUGAACCUGAAUCAUCUUCCGUAGCAUCACCUGAGACCGAACCAAGCCCAUGUGGAACUCAAGGAAAAGGCAAUUGUAAUAGCAAGAGUAGUCAUAACAACAAAAGUAAUCGAAGUAGCAGCAAAAGUAAUGGUAGCGACGACAGUAAUAGCAGUGACGACAGCGAUAGCAGUAAUGGAAGCAACUCUGGCAAUGGUAGUGACGACAGCGAUAGUAGUGACAGCAGUAGCAGUGAUGACAGCAAUAGUAGUGAUAGCAGUAAUGGAAGCGACUCUAGCAAUGAUAGCGACGACAGUAAUAGUAGUGACGACAGCGAUAGUAAAGACGACAAUAAUGGAAGUAACUCUAGCAAUGGUAGUGACGACAGCGAUAGUAGUGACGACUCUUCCAACAACAGUAAUGACGAUGACAGCAGUGAUGAUAACGGAAAUGGCAGCUCAUCAAGUGAAUCUGAAUCAUCUUCCGUGGCAGCGCCUGAGGCCGAACCAAGCUCAUGUGGAACUCAUGGAAAAUCUAAAGGCAAUUGUAAUAGCAAGAGUAGCAGCACAAGUAAUCGUAGUGGCGGCAACAGUAAUGAUGGAGACGACAAAAAUAGCAAUGACGACAGCGAUAGUAGUGAAAGUGAUAGUAGUGACAGCGAUAACAAAGAUGACAGCAAUAGUAGCGAUGACAGCAAUGGUAGUGACGACAGUAACGGAAGUGAUGACAAUAACGGAAGUGACAGCAGCAAUGGUGAUGGUGAUAGCAAUGGUAAUAGCGAUAGUAAUGGCGACGACGAUAGUGAUGAUAGUAACGGAAGUGAUGGUAGUGAUGACCAAAAAGAUAGUGGCAGUAAUAAAAGUUCUAGUUCUAGUAGAAACAGUAACAGAAAAAAUAAUUCGUCAAGGAAAUCUAAAGUGUCUCCUUUGGUAGCAGCAGGACCAGUAGCGGAAGCAGCACUGGCAGCACCAGCAGCACCAGCAGCACCAGUACCGAAAGCAGCACCAGUACCAGAAGCAGUACCAGUACCGGAAGCAGCACCAGUACCGGAAGCAGCACCAGUAGUACCAGUAGCUAAAGCAGAACCUCAACUUUCGGGUUCAGAUGGUUAUUUCGUGUCGGAAUCUAAAUCAUCCAAUGGCGACCAAACAGAAAAUAUAUAUGUUAUAGAAAUAGUGCCCAAGCCUACGGAACAGUCCUCGGAUAAGUAG
This is a messenger RNA of Mytilus californianus (California mussel), 3305 nucleotides long. RefSeq names its product dentin sialophosphoprotein-like. The record is from RefSeq and is a predicted model, not a curated record. Lineage: Eukaryota; Metazoa; Mollusca; Bivalvia; Mytilida; Mytilidae. Bases 612 to 3305 code for a protein of 897 amino acids. The transcript has 2 exons.